Molecule: messenger RNA, 2231 nt
Organism: Paramormyrops kingsleyae
Lineage: Eukaryota; Metazoa; Chordata; Actinopteri; Osteoglossiformes; Mormyridae
Gene: tysnd1
Product: trypsin like peroxisomal matrix peptidase 1
Biological process (GO): protein processing; regulation of fatty acid beta-oxidation
Cellular component (GO): peroxisome
Molecular function (GO): serine-type endopeptidase activity
Source: RefSeq, a predicted model, not a curated record
GUGUUGUUAUUUCCGUGUCCCAAGUCCAAAAGGCGACUAUGGCGGGUGCAGGUUCCAUGGUGGAUAAGGUUUAACGCUUAAAUUGAUUAUUGUAUAGCUAACAUUAACAGAAAAGAUCGGCGAUUUACACAUUAAUGCAGUGUACAGUAUAUAUAGGCGUAACGUCAAGAUAAGCGAACUAUAGAACCGGUAGAUCGGUUAAUGGGAUACAGAAUUAGCAACAUUAAAAAUAAGAGCAUUAAUCUGAUCAUUUAUAGUGUUAGCGAAUUUUACAUCUGUGGACGGAUUUAGUUGUAUAACUAGGUUCCAUUGUAGAAUCGGGUAGUUAUGGUUGGCAUAGCAGAAACGUGUUGCGUUGUGACGGCUUUUGAAUCGUCUGAAAAACACGUCGGUGAGCAGUCUGAUUACUCCAAGGUACACAAACAAUUCAGCUGCAGCGGAGUCAUCUUAAAUGAGUCUCAUGGGCUUGUGCUUUGCAGUGGCCACUUGUUUUCUCGUUUUCUUAUUAGGAAAGACGUGUUGUCCACUGACUUCCAGUUUUUGUUACGAGGGAGUUUUAGCGAUACUCUUACGAUCUACGUACAACACGAUUACACGACUCAUCCAUCAAACGCAAUAACGUGUCGAGGUAGGACGACGAAUCCAGAACAAAACAGGCUGAAAUUAACCCACCUUAAGGCUGAAUUUAUUGUGUUGAUAAACUGUCUUGAGUUUCAGACAGCGUUUUUGGAAUUAUUUAAGGUUUCAGACAACUGGCGCUUUUCCUUGGGUGAGGAGCAUGCUGAUCUAAUUAAGGAUUCGGACUUUUUAAGUUACUUCGCUCUUCUUAGGGUGCCUGGUUUGGUAAAAUCGGCAGGUAAAGACACUGUCCAUUGGGUUUCUAGUUGUGCUCUAGAGAAAGGAUGUGAGGUUUUUGCCUGUGGUUCUCCAUUUGGAUCUGUCUGCCCUGAUCUUUUUAUGAACACAUUGAGCAAAGGUAUUGUGAGUAAUGUUGUAGGAAAGGAUAAUGCAGUUAUCCUUACAGACUCACACUGCUUGCCAGGUACGGAAGGAGGAGGGCUGUUUGUUAAAGAAGGAGAUGCUGCAUUCCUUGUGGGUUUGAUUGUGUCUCCAUUUUGUUGGAAGUCAAGGGAAUGGGUUGGCCUCACUUUAGUGUGUUCCUUUCAUUUGAUACUGCAAAACCUAGCACAAGCAGUAAAUCACAGACAAUCACUGAACAAGUUGUCUAUUGAAGUGCCUGUUGAUGUAAAUCAAGCCUUGCUGCAUAAAGGGCUGUGUGCGAUCAUUCAAAAUUUCCCAAUGGUGUGUUUAGUUGACAGUAACCAAUUCUGGGGUUCUGGAGUUCUCUUGAACUCCCAACUGGUUCUGACUUGUAGACAUGUAUUGAAUGGAAAAUCCAGGGUGGUUGUGAGGUACAAGACUUCCAAAAGAUUGCUUUCUGUGAUGGGUGAUGUGCUGUUUGCCACAAAAGUUACGGCACCAUUUGAUGUGGCAAUAGUGUGGCUGCAAGAACCUCUUCCUGAUAUUAUUGUUCCAAAAUUAGCCUCUUCUUUCAAGCCAGGUAAAAGUGUGUGCAUCAUUGGCUAUGGUGUAUUUGGCCAUAGUUGUGGACAUUCUGUUACAUCGGGGAUUUUGUCUAAAGUCGUCACAUGCCAGUCGCAAGCAGCGAUGCUGCAGACUACCUGUGCAGUGCAGGCAGGUGCCAGUGGAGGUGCUCUGGUGCAAACAGACACGGGAGAACUUCUAGGUCUUGUAUGCAGUAAUACACGGGACUUUGCUGCUGAUGUGACCUAUCCACACCUCAACUUCUGCAUCCCUAUGAGUGUGCUGGCACCUCUACUGCAGGCUUUUUCUGUGACACAUGAUCCCACAAUAUUCCAGAAACUGGAUGAUGCUGGACCCGAAGUUGCGAGGGUGUGGCGACUGCAAAUCAGGCCCCAACGGCACCAAACCAGCAGACUUUGACCAGCUCUCCAAUCAAAGAAUGAAUGAACGAAUGAAUGAAUAAAUGAACAUUGGUCUGUAUUGUUAGCCAGAUGAUUUUAAACUUCAAGGAAAAUACAAUUUGUACUUCAAUAUCUAACAAAGCUAAAUCAAGCCAUAGUUUUAUAGUUUUUGUAUUUUAAUGUUUCCAUGGUAUUUGCCUAGCUUGACUUGUAAUUAAAUGACAACAUAUGUAUGAAAAUAUAUAUAAAUUGUUUAUUAAACAUUCAAUACAUAAUUUGUCAUUA